AUGUCUUCCACCUGCUUCCUCUGCCACCGUUGCAACAAGCCCCUGAAAAUCUCACCGGACCUCUCUGCAAUGCAGAGGAGAUCCUUGGAAGCCCAGCAUCGUGCCAGUCCUUCUCCAAAGAUGCCAGUUUCUGGGAAACUAGAGGACAGGACCUCCAGAAGACGCCAUCCUGACCCUGGCAGGACAUCCCAGGAAGGUGCUUGCUGCCCCUUCACUCUGCUUGGUGAGCCGAGCACCCAGAGAACUUUGGACAGUAUCCAAAACACUAUCUUAGAGACCUUCAAAAUCGUCUCUGGCCAAAAGGAUGUGGAUCACCCGCUCUGUGUGGACUGUAUGGACGGCCUCUUGGAGGAGCUAGAUGCCCAGCUCACUCUAGCUGAAGCUGACAAUCAGAAGUACAAAAGUUUCACGGAGAGAGAGUCCCUGGUGAGUGAUGAGGAGCGGGAGGUCUUGAAUGCAGAGCUUCAGGCUGAGCUGCAGAGUCUGGAGCAGGAAGAAGCAAGGCUGACUCAGGAGCUGCAGGACGUCGACCAAGAGCAUGCAAGAAUAGAGGCCGAAAAAGCAGCGGAGGCAGAGACCAGGGAGCUCGAACAACAGGAGGAACAGGACUUGAAGGACUACGCUGCCUUGAAGAUGGAAGAGCUGGAGCUGACGGGCGAGCUGAGCAGUGUGGAGAACCAGUUGGUGUAUGUCCAGGGGCAGCUGCAGAGCCUGAGCAAGACCGACAUCUUGAACAUCACGUUUACCAUCUUGGAUGAGGGUCCCUUGGGCAUUAUCAACAACUUCAGGUUGGGCCGCAUCCCUGACAUCCAGGUGGGAUGGAAUGAGAUCAAUGCCGCCUGGGGACAGACAGCCUUGCUGCUCUUCAGCUUGUCCAAGCUAUCUGGACUACAAUUCCAGAGGUACGAACUAGUUCCCUGCGGGGACCAUUCCUACAUCAAGUCCUUGACUAGUGAUGAAAUGCUGCGCUUGUUCUCGGAUGGGAGCCACAACAUCUUCUAUGAUAACAAGUAUGACCGUGGGAUGAAGGCCUUUUUGGACUGCCUACAGCAGUUUGUGAAGAUGCUACAGAAGGAGGAAGGCCUCUUCCUGCCCUACAGGAUCCACGUGAAGGGAGGUAUGUUGGAGGAUACCACGGGCAGUGGGAAAUGCUACUCCAUCAGGACCCACCUGAACACGGAGGACGAGUGGGCAAAGGCUCUUAAAUUCAUGCUUACCAACUUAAAGUUGAUUCUUGCUUGGGCUUCGUCAAAGUAUUAUAGUAAGAAGUAA
Messenger RNA from Alexandromys fortis (reed vole), 1272 nucleotides. It is a transcript of the gene Becn2, whose product is annotated as beclin 2. Gene Ontology annotation, biological process: autophagosome assembly; autophagy; late endosome to vacuole transport. The record is from RefSeq and is a predicted model, not a curated record. The coding region runs from base 1 to 1272 and encodes 423 amino acids. Gene Ontology annotation, cellular component: phagophore assembly site; phosphatidylinositol 3-kinase complex, class III, type II; phosphatidylinositol 3-kinase complex, class III, type I. NCBI's taxonomy places the organism in Eukaryota, Metazoa, Chordata, Mammalia, Rodentia, Cricetidae. The transcript has a single exon.